Anisakis simplex (herring worm) is the source of this 1224-nucleotide messenger RNA. The record is from the annotation of a GenBank genome assembly. Lineage: Eukaryota; Metazoa; Nematoda; Chromadorea; Rhabditida; Anisakidae.
AUGAUCAAACGAAUCUCGAGUCGUCUUCGACACCAAGUCAAUUACGCUCUGUUAGCGACAGGAAAAGAUAGUUCCUCCCGUUCAACCAAACGAAGCCAUCAACCGAAAUGUACGCUUCAAUCCAAACAAGAUGAGCCAGUUGACGCUAACUUGCAUACACCACCAAGCAGUCCAGCAAACACUGAACACGACCACGACCCUAAUAAACAGGACAACGAUGACAAAGAUGAGCAGUUGUCAUUGGAAUCGUUUUUGAACUGUGAUAUUGAUGAGAAUUUUUUCCGCAAGUAUGGCAAUGGUUCGGCGACAGCCGCCGACCCAACAGCUUCUUCGUCGAUUAAAGGUCGACGUGGAAGACCGAAACGAAAAGUAUCAAAUAGCGAGACUGGUACGGUUCCGAACACCUCAACCACUCACAAUGAUCGUGCCGAAAUUUCACCAGAAAGUUUGUUAUCAGGGCGAUCGCCACGAAAAAGAGUACGUUCCAGUCUGUUGAGACAAUACGACAUCGACAACGGUGGUCAAAUGAUAAACGUGAGUGGUGUUGUGAGGAGGCCAAGAAGGAGGAGGAUUUUCGAUGAAACUACUGUUACAGACAUGGAUUUAUCAGCGCAAAACAGUGGCUCAAAGAACUUUGAGAAAAGCACCACCACGAUAUUACGACCAAAAGUCAAAGUUGAUGAAAUAAUUCGACCAAAAAUAAGAUUACUACAGAAAAGUUUUUUGGCCGCCGAUAGCACAGAUCUGAAGGCGUAUACCGGAGUUCGUAGAUCAAGAAAACAACGCAGGCGAAUUGAAACUGAUAACCGUAAUAGCUGUGGUGUUGAUGUUCAGAUUGCUAAUAAUAAGCAUAAUAAUGCUAGUAGCACAACCACAAGUAAUAAUAGCGCUCGUGAAAGUUCUGUAACUGCGAGUGAUCAGGCUGGAAAUAGUGGCGGUAGCAAGAAAACUGAUGCUAAGUUGAAACAGCCGGACAACAGUGAGUCAAUAUCAACUGAUAAUGAUAAGAUCAGAAGGAAGAGUUUACCGAGAAGGCAUCUCAAAUUGCCGUUGGCACUGUCUUCUGAGGAAUUCGAUCUUGGAAGAAACAUUGCAAUCCCACAACUUUUGUUGAAUAAAAGUUGGAAUUAUUCGAAGCGGUUAAGGAAAUGUCCUCAGAGUGGCUAUUACAGGUUAUUUUUAUUCAAUCUUUAUUGUUGCUUGAUAUCUGAAUCAAAAGCUUGA